This is a messenger RNA of Chrysemys picta bellii (western painted turtle), 4500 nucleotides long. RefSeq names its product ankyrin repeat domain 13B (gene ANKRD13B). NCBI's taxonomy places the organism in Eukaryota, Metazoa, Chordata, Testudines, Emydidae. The record is from RefSeq and is a predicted model, not a curated record. Gene Ontology annotation, molecular function: protein binding. Gene Ontology annotation, cellular component: cytoplasm.
UCCAGCCGGCGGGGCUGGUCCCGGAGCGGAGCAGGGCAGGGCGGGGUCCAUGCCGGUGCCUCGGGGCCCGCUGGGGCUCGAGGCCCUUGGGCAGCCAGCGCCGCUUCCUGCCGCCGCCUGCGCGCCGUGCGCUCCGGGUGAGCGCUGCGCUGCGCGCCUCGGCCGGGCGCUUCCCUUUGUGUGCGCGGGCGGAGCGCGCAGCGCUGCCUGGGGCCCGGCGCUCGGCGCUGGAGCGCCCCCCUCUCGGGGAGCCCCGGAGCCGGGCCCGCCGCGCCGGAGAUCCCCUCCCAGCCACAUGCCUCCGCAACCCCAGCCUCCUCCCCGCGCCGCCGGCAGCCCUGCGCCCAGCCCCCCGCCCCUGCGCCGCCGGAGCCGGCGUGCCGACAGGAUGAUCGCCGCCGCCUCUGCCGGGAAGGGGCCGGAGGGCAGGUACCCGCUGCACCGCCUGGUCUGGCACAACCGCGCCCGCGAGCUGGACCGGGAGCUCAGCUCCCAGCAGGUGGACGUCGAGCAGCUGGACCCGCGGGGCCGCACGCCCCUGCAUCUCGCCACCACGCUGGGCCACCUGGACUGUGCCAGGGUCCUGCUCCAGCAUGGAGCCGACGUGGGCAAGGAGAACCGCAGCGGCUGGACAGUGCUCCAAGAGGCGGUGAGCACCCGCGACCUGGAGCUGGUGCAGCUGGUCCUGCGGUACCGUGACUAUCAGCGAGCUGUCAAGCGUCUGGCUGGGAUCCCCAUCCUGCUGGAGAAGCUGCGCAAGGCCCAGGAUUUCUAUGUGGAGAUGAAAUGGGAAUUCACCAGCUGGGUGCCCUUGGUCUCCAAGAUCUGCCCCAGCGACACCUACAAGGUGUGGAAGAGCGGCCAGAACCUGCGUGUGGACACGACUCUGCUCGGCUUCGACCACAUGACCUGGCAGCGGGGAAACCGCAGCUUCGUCUUCCGGGGACAAGACACCAGUGCGGUGGUGCUGGAGAUCGACCACGACCGGCAGGUGGUGUACUCCGAGACGCUGGCGCUGGCCAGCCACGACCACGAGGGGCUGCUGGCUGCCGUGCAGCCCACCGAGGAGCAGGUGAUGGGCCGCCUCACCGCGCCUGUUGUCACCACCCAGCUGGACACCAAGAACAUCGCCUUCGAGAGGAACAAGACGGGGCUCCUGGGCUGGCGGAGCGAGAAGACGGAGGUGGUGAAUGGGUACGAGGCCAAGGUGUACAGCGCGUCCAACGUGGAGCUGAUCACGCGGACGCGGACGGAGCACCUCUCCGACCAGCACAAGGGCAAGAGCAAAGGCAGCAAGACCCCACUGCAGUCCUUCCUGGGGAUCGCCGAGCAGCACGUGGGGCCCAGCAAUGGGACGCUGAUCACGCAGACCCGGAGCCACACCAACCCCACGGCCAUCACCCCCGAGGAGUACUUCAACCCCAGCUUCGAGCUGGGCAGCAGAGACAUGGGGCGCCCCAUGGAGCUCACCACCAAGACGCAGAAGUUCAAGGCCAAGCUGUGGCUGUGUGAGGAUCACCCACUGUCCCUGGGCGAGCAGGUGGCGCCGAUCAUCGACCUCAUGGCCAUAAGCAACGCGCUCUUCGCCAAGCUCCGGGAUUUCAUCACGCUCCGUCUGCCGCCCGGCUUCCCCGUCAAAAUAGAAAUCCCCAUCUUCCACAUCCUCAACGCCCGCAUCACCUUCGGGAACCUCAAUGGCUGCGACGAGCCCGUCAGCUCCGUGCGCCGCAGCUCCGGGAGCGAGGCCCCUUCGCCCAGCAGCGACUCCUCCAGCGUCAGCAGCUCCAGCUCCCUGGCCUCCUGCCGGGCCGGCGAGAUGGACCCGUCCCUGUUUGAGGCCCCGCCUGGGUACAGCGUGCUGGGCAGCCAGCGGGACGCCAUGCGCGAGGAGGAUGACGACCUGCUGCAGUUCGCCAUCCAACAGAGCCUGCUGGAGGCCGGCACGGAGUACGACCAGGUGACCAUCUGGGAAGCUUUGACCAACAGCAAGCCGGGCACACACCCCAUGUCCCAGGAGGGCCGGCGAGGAGACAGGUUGGACACCCCAGCACACGCCUCCCCCCCGGCAGGCCAGCUCCCAGCAGCAGGGCGGGGGCAGCGGCGGGCCCAGCCCCCUGUUCCGCAGCUACGACGAGCAGCUGCGCCUGGCCAUGGAGCUGUCGGCGCGGGAGCAGGCAGAGGCGGAACGGCGCACGCGGCAGGAGGAGGAGGAGCUGCGGCGCAUCCUGCAGCUCUCGCUGACCGAGCAGUAGCCCAGCGCCUGCGACGGGCUCUGCAGCUGCUGCCCAGCUUGCGCAGGGCUGGGGUGGUGCGGCCGCCGCUGGGCAGUGGCGUUCCCUGAGCCAGCAGUGCCCACGUGAGCAGAGAGGUGCCAGCGCUGGCCCACCGCAGAUGCCAUCGCACCGAGCCAGUCAGAGACCAUGCCAAGAACACUGCCAGGGGGCGCGGGGGCUGGCCCGCCAGGAGGAGACUGCUGCAUCAGAGGGAGCCCCCGUGAUGCCGCUCCCAGGGCCCUGCGCCCCAGAGGGAGCGGUCUGGCUCCCCGUGCCCCCCAGACGCCUCGUUAAUCCUCGCCUGCCCUGGGCAGCCCCAGUGACCCGGGCCUGGCCAGCGAGGGGCAGAGAUUGCGGGCCCAGGGCAAGGUUUGGCGAAUGGGGAGAGGGCACCACGCCCAUAACCCUGCAGGGGAGGACAGGAUGGGGCUGCGGUGGCAGGAGGUGACCUGCUGCGAGGCAGGGGGCACCCCCAGACCCAUUACUCACGCCCCAGUCCCAAUGGGCGGGUACUCACCAGCUACAACCAGCUGCAAGGGCUGGCAGGGCAUGGAUGGAGAGCCCAGGGUUGGGCUAGCAGGAGGCUGCGGGUCGGGAGUGAGGGGCACCAGCAGAGCUGGGGAGGAGGCGGUCAGGGUGUCAGGAAGGGAGGGUGCUGGCUAAGCGGUGUGGGGCCCAGAGGCAGGGCUGGAUGGGGUUAGCUGCGCAGGGAAGCAGGAACGCUGCUGCGAGGUGAUACAGGGUUCUGCUCCCCCCCCCUUCAUGCUGCCUGGACUGGGCCCCUUACCCUGCCCCUCCCACCCCCAGCAGCUGGGCCUGCCUGAGCCUUCUGCCCCCUGUGACCCACAGCAAGGGCAGGGCCCAGCUGCACACACACUCCCCCCCACUGUGGGCUCACGGAUGCCCCCAACUCUUCAGCGACCCAGGGACACUGCCCAGUUGCAUGGGGUUCUGGCGCUGCCAGCAGCCGGCCCUGACACCUUCUCUCCCACGAGAUGCCGUGAGGCUGCUUGUGCCAGGCCCUGUCGUCCUGCCUCGCCCCAGGGCUGCCCCCAGGAGCUGGGGAACGAGCGGUGCCAGCCCUGCCUGCUGGGCUGUGGCAGAGCCAGAACUGGGGGAGGGCUGGCAGGCCGGGUGAGACUAGCAGCCAGGCAGCCCAUAGGGAGGUGGGCACAGGGCAGGUAACCGCUGCCCUCCCUCCGGCUGCAGGCACCAGCCCCGUCUGCUGCCCUCUCAGCACGCGCCAGUCCCGGGCUCCGUGGCACCGAUACAGCAUCAAGUGCACUUAGCCAGGAGCCAGGCCAGGCUGCCGGCCGCUUUGCCACUCACCACGGAGCCCCACCGGCCCGUCCCUGCGAUCGUGCCCUCCCCAGCCCCCUGCCAGCACACGUAGGAUGGGCACUUACCAAAGCCUGCUAGUGGGGGGAGGGGGCAGGGCAGGUGCUGCAGCCCCCACCCCCUGCCCAGGAGCCAUUCCCCCAAGGAAGCACUGAGAGCCCAGCACUGCUGCCCCCCAGCCCCAGGGCCCCCCCACGCACCAGGAUCCAGCCGACUCCUGAACUAUGGGGAGUGGGGGCAGGUUUCUCUGCCUGGGCAGCACCUGCCCACACCACCAUUAGGACGGGGAGCCCCACUGCCCCCUGCUGGCCCUCCAGCUCUCAAGUGAUCCCGGGGUGGCGGGGGGGGCGCUGAGCAGGGAACACCCCCUGAGCCAGGCCCAGUCCCCGCCAUGUCCCUCCCAGCCUGCACACUGCAGCCCCUGGCCUGGGCUGAGGGGUUCCCUUGUGCCCCUGCUGCUCCCCGCAGCGCACAUGCCUCACACAGGGCCCUAAACCGCAGCGAAACCUUACGUCAAAUGGUGCUAACUCCCCGCAUCCCCCCGCCCCUGAGAACACAGCAGCCCUGUGCUGAGACGGGGCCCGGGCCCUCCCCGCGCCAGGCCGGGGGCACAGGGCUUUGCUCGGUCUGACAGACUUCCAGGCACAACCAGAGGGGUGUCCUGGGGUACACGGCUGCAGGCCAUCCCCCACCAGAGGGGACAUGGCGCCCGGCGCCGAGCCAUCACUCCUGAAGCCGUGACGGGGCAGGGACCUUUUCUUAAUCGCCCACGACACCCCCCCCACACCAACUGUACAGCAGGGGCUGGGGCACGUGGGCAUGGCCAGGCGGGGGGGCCAGGCCCACAGGCUGCGAUCACGGUGGACACCAAUAAAAGUCUUUAACGUUU